Molecule: messenger RNA, 1572 nt
Organism: Pocillopora verrucosa
Lineage: Eukaryota; Metazoa; Cnidaria; Anthozoa; Scleractinia; Pocilloporidae
Source: RefSeq, a predicted model, not a curated record
AUGCCAACGCAUUGCUGCGUGCCGCUAUGUACAAGGAAAGGAUAUCGCGACGAAGAAACCGGAGAGAAAGUUUCUUACUUCAAAUUUCCCACCGAAGAAAGGUUAAAAAAGUUGUGGAUCUAUGCUAUUCGGAGAGAUGAAGGAAAAAAUUUCCAGGUUUCAAAUAAUACCAAAGUUUGUUCGCGGCACUUCAAAUCUGACGAUUUAAAGAAGAGUUUAAAUGGCGUGGUUUCCUUGAAAAAUGGAGCUGUUCCUUCAGUUUUCGCUUGGAAACGAAGCUCACCUCGCAAGCGACCGCCUCCAACGCCUCGUAUCUCCAGUACGGCCGCUUCUGUGUCUCAAAACUUAAACGAAAAUAUUAGUGAACUUGUGGAGUCUGCCUGUUCGAGCGAAAGUUUGGAGACAUCGGAAUGCUCAUCCAACUCACACCUUGCACCGGAAAUGGAAGCACAGCAAACAGCGACAAAAUUUGAUUUGCAGUCCAAAGAAAAUCUGGAAAUUGCUAGACUCGAGAAACUUUUAGCCGAUACUAUCGAAAUUAAAGAAACGUUAGAGAGCGAGGUGUUAUCUCUGAAGGCAAACAUUGUUCUUCUCGAGCAAAAAUGUGAGCAACUCGAGAAGCACGCGUUUUCAUUUGACAACGUCAAAACAGAUGACUCUUUGUUGACAUUUUAUACUGGGUUUCCAAAUGUCCAAACAAUGAUGGCUCUGUACGAAUAUUUGGAUCCUGGUUUAAAUGGCAUGAAUAUAAAAUACUGGCUUUCUGGCCAAGAUAAUUCACAAAAGGCUGCUGCUGGUAAUUCAGUCAAGCAAGGAAGGCCUAGGACUUUAACGCCAUCUGAUGAAUUUUUUCUGGUAAUGUGCAGACUGAGGCAAGGAUUUGCUGAAAUGCAUCUUGCACACUUGUUUAAAAUUUCUCAGUCGACUGUAAGUAGAAUAUUUAUUUCAUGGAUUAAUUUCAUGUACUUAAAACUUGGCCAGAUAAAUAUCUGGCCAUCCAGGAAAUUGUUGGAUGAAUCAAUGCCUGAAGCUUUCAAAGAAAAGUAUCCCAGCACAAGGGUAAUAAUCGAUUGCACAGAGGUUCGCUGUCAGAUGCCUAGCAGCCUUCUGUUAAACAGUGAAUUAUUUAGCUCCUAUAAAAACCAUACCACCCUAAAAGCACUGGUGGGAAUUUCUCCCAAAGGAUCAAUAACAUUUAUAGGACAGUUAUACACUGGCAGUAUAUCAGAUAAAGAAAUGGUUGAACGCAGUGGUUUUCUGAAACUACCCUUUGAACAGGGAGACUCAGUAAUGGCUGACAAGGGUUUUACAAUUGAAGAUGUUCUUCCCCUGGGAGUGUCCCUUAACAUCCCUCCCUUCCUUGGAAUGUCUGACCAGAUGCCAGCUGAAGAUGUCAUAAAAACACAAGAAAUCGCAAGCUUGCGCAUCCAUGUGGAAAGGGCCAUAAAUAAAAUUAAGAACUUUUUAAUAUUUGAGGGUGUUAUCCCAAUAAGUCAGUUCUGUACAGUAAAUCAAAUGUGGUGUGUGUGUGCAAUGCUUUGUAAUUUUCAAGAUCCCAUCAUAAGUGCAUAA